UUCGUGACCUUGUCCAGUAGAAAGAAGGCUAUUUUUUUUUCACAACUGCUCAAGUUUUGACAUACAAGAUGAAGCACGAUGCCACAAGAAAUGCUGCUUACUCUGUGGAUUGUGAAGAUUAUGUGCAUGUGGUAGAAUUUAAUCCGUUUGACAGUGGAGAUUCAGGAAACCUAAUUGCAUAUGGUGGCAAUAAUUAUGUGGUCAUUGGCACGUGUACAUUUCAGGAGGAAGAAGCAGCUGUUGAAGGGAUUCAGUAUAAAGCACUACGAAAAUUUCACCAUGGAAUCAGAGUGGAUGGCAUAGCUUGGAGCCCAGAAACUAGACUUGAUAAGUUACCUCCAGUAGUCAAAUUUUGUACUUCGGCUGCUGACUUCAGAAUCAGAUUAUUUACUUCAGAUCUUCGAGAUAAGAAUGAAUACAAAGUUUUUGAAGGCCAUUCAGAUUUCAUUAAUGGUGUAGUGUUUGCUCCCAAAGAAGGUCAAGAAAUUGCAAGCGUGAGUGAUGAUCAUACCUGCAGGAUUUGGGACUUGGAAGGAGGUCAGACGGCUCAUUUUGUUCUUCGUUCUCCUGGGAUGAGUGUGUGCUGGCAUCCUGAAGAGACUUUCAAGCUGAUGGUCGCAGAGAAGAAUGGAACAAUCCGAUUUUAUGAUCUCGUCAGCCACCAGGCUAUUUUAUCUCUUGAAUCAGAGCAGAUACCACUAAUGUCAGCACACUGGUGCUUAAAGAACACUUUCAAAGUUGGAGCUGUUGCAGGCAAUGAUUGGUUAAUUUGGGAUAUUACUCAAUCCAGUUAUCCUCAGGAGAAGAGACCUGUCCACUUAGACCGAGCCUUCUUAUUCAGGUGGUGCUCAAUUAAUGAAAACUUAUUUGCAACAACUGGCUAUCCUGGCAAAAUGGCGAGUCAGCUUCAAAUUCAUCAUUUAGGACACCCUCAGCCGAUCCUCGUUGGCUCUGUAGCGGUUGGAUCUGGUCUGUCCUGGCAUAGAACUCUCCCACUGUGUGCCGUCGGAGGAGACCAUAAGCUGCUGUUUUGGGUGACUGAAAUAUAACAUAAAUUUUUUCUGUACUUUAGGUCCUUAAAAGUGUGUAUUUUUAGUACAGAUUUGGGGAAAUUUCUUAUUUUUAUAUUAAAUAUACUAUGAGCUUUAGAAAUAUCUGACUUGUUGCUUUUGUUAAAUAAAAUCUUAGUGGUU
Elephantulus edwardii (Cape elephant shrew) is the source of this 1193-nucleotide messenger RNA. It is a transcript of the gene NUP37, whose product is annotated as nucleoporin 37kDa. Bases 69 to 1049 code for a protein of 326 amino acids. The transcript has 9 exons. The record is from RefSeq and is a predicted model, not a curated record. Lineage: Eukaryota; Metazoa; Chordata; Mammalia; Macroscelidea; Macroscelididae. Gene Ontology annotation, cellular component: nuclear pore outer ring. Gene Ontology annotation, molecular function: protein binding.